Messenger RNA from Dermatophagoides farinae (American house dust mite), 904 nucleotides. Lineage: Eukaryota; Metazoa; Arthropoda; Arachnida; Sarcoptiformes; Pyroglyphidae. The record is from RefSeq and is a predicted model, not a curated record.
CAUUUUCUAUAAAGUGUUAUAAUGAUGAAUUGUAGAAAUGGAAAUAAUCAUAAAUCAAUCGAUUCAUUUAGAAAUAUUAGCCAAAAAAGAUUACUACAUCAUAGUGAUUCAACAAUAUCAUAUCAGAUAGAUAAUCAUUGUCCACCGAUAUCCAUUGGAUCCAGAGAAAAUACAGCAUCGAUGCAAGAAAAUGUCAAAGAAUUAUUGUCACGUCUAAGCCAAUCUGAAGAUAUUGAAACAUCGACAUCACGUUCAAUAGUGCAUGGAUUAAUUUUGGUUACAAUAAUGAUCACCUCAUUGGUAGCAUUCGUUUGUUCAAAAGUUCGUCGAUGUUCCAACUUUGUCAAUUUAUAUGAUUAUGAAUAUUGUUCAAAAUAUUUUCUAUUCUAUUCUUCAAUGACAAUUAUAUCUUGUUUGGCUACAUUCAUAAUCUAUUUUCUUCAUCUGAUUUCGCAAUGCGACUUUUUAUGUUUAAGUAAAAAGAAAUAUGAAUUUGAAAUAAUGUUCAUUUCAAUUAUAUCUUGUUUACUGGUUUUAAGCUCAAUUUGUUAUAUGACACAUACAAAUAUCUUUGCAGAAUCAUUCACUCUAGUCAGUUUUAUAUUUUCAUCAUUGUCCAAUGUUCUCUAUUGGUUACGGAUUAUUAUUUUGAUUUGUGAAAUGAUACAAAUGAAAAAACGAUCACAAAGAAGAUGUGCUGUGCUUAAACGUCGAUUGAAUUUAGAUCUUCAACAUUCAAUCCAUUCGAUUGGUUUGAAUCGUGUUGACAAUGCUAAAGUUGUCAGCUAUGUUCGUAACAAUCAAAGAAGUAAAACUUUAUCAACCAGUAUAUCUGAUGAUUUUGAAGACGAUGUUUUUAUUCAAUAAAAUAAACACAAAAUUUCUGUUUGUUAAACACAUACAC